Molecule: messenger RNA, 1140 nt
Organism: Laetiporus sulphureus 93-53
Lineage: Eukaryota; Fungi; Basidiomycota; Agaricomycetes; Polyporales; Laetiporaceae
Product: UAA transporter
Exons: 4
Coding region: 1-1140 (379 amino acids)
Biological process (GO): UDP-galactose transmembrane transport
Cellular component (GO): Golgi membrane; endoplasmic reticulum membrane
Molecular function (GO): UDP-glucose transmembrane transporter activity; UDP-galactose transmembrane transporter activity
Source: RefSeq, a predicted model, not a curated record
AUGCUGGUGAAGCUAUGGGCUAUAGCUCAAGAAAGACUGUCCGUGCCAUUCCAAUCUUUUGACGACGCAUCGAGCGACAAGUUCCGUUCACCACUAUUCCUGGGCACAUGUCAGAGUGCUCUCAGUGCCGUGUCGGCGUUCCUAUAUUUAUUUGUUCGCCAACCGUCCUCGCAACCAAUGAGGCAGAUGCUGGGUCUCGAGCAGCGACAGCCUGCUAAAGCAAUAAACGGCGAUGCGAAGACAAACGGGCACUCACAUGGCCAUCAUCACUCUUCUCAUCACAGGGCAGAUGAACGGUUUUCUACAAAAUCCCUUCUGCUUCAAUACCUGCAAUGCUCUGUGUUCAUCACAUCUGCUGCGCCGUUCGGUUUCGCCGCCCUGUCCUACAUCACAUACCCUACAAUGGUCCUGGGGAAAUCAUGCAAGCUUGUGCCGGUCAUGAUCAUGAACGUCCUCCUGUAUCGCCGCCGCUUCGCGCCAUACAAAUACCUUGUCGUUGGGCUGGUGACGCUGGGCAUUACCAUGUUCAUGGGCUUCGGGCACGAGAAGCCGGGCAAGGCCAAAGCGAACGGGAACGGCGGACUGUCAGCAUAUACCCAACUCAUUGGCAUAACAUAUCUUCUCAUCAAUCUUGCCAUAGAUGGUGCGACAAACUCGACGCAGGAUGAGAUCUUCGCGCGCUAUCGUGUCACGGGCCAGCAGAUGAUGUUCUGGAUCAACCUCUUCUGCACCGUCCUCACCUCGAUCAUCUCAGUCUUGCCUCUGCCGUACAUUCCUGUACUGCAUCCAUCGGAAAGUGGGACUGAGCUUCACAACGCGCUCGAAUUCAUCCGGACACACCCGUCUGUGAUCAUGCCGCUCGCGCAGUUCGCGCUCACCGGCGCGCUCGGACAGCUCUUUAUCUUCGAGACCUUGCAACAUUUCGGCUCGUUGACUUUGGUGACUAUCACGUUAACGCGCAAAUUGUUCACAAUGCUUCUCUCCGUAGUCGUAUACAAUCACACAUUAACACCUGGUCAAUGGCUGGGAGCCUCGGUCGUCUUCGCGGGUAUCUCUGUUGAGGCAUGGGUCAAACGGAAAGAUGUCCACGCGAAACGAGUGAUUCAGGAGAAGGAGAAGGCUAAGCUGAAGUCGUUGUGA